CGGCCGACACCGCGAACGCGCUUCAUUUCAGAGCUGCUGUUGCUAAGAUGCAAUGGCGGCUGCGCCAAGGAGUCAAGAGUUGAAUGAGUUCUAAAUCUAAGGGGCUCGUGACAGGAACGGACAUCAUUAUGGCAGAGAGAAAUUCUACCGGAUUGCUGAUGAUGAUGUUGGAGCCGACACCGGCGAUUGCAAUGACACUCCCGGCGGAGGUUCGCGAGAAGCUGGCCGAGCUCGAGCUGGAACUCUCCGAAGGAGAUAUCACUCAGAAGGGCUAUGAGAAGAAGAGAGGCAAGCUGCUGGCCCCCUACAUCCCACAGAUACAAGGAGUAGACCCCUCGCUACAGACGGACAACCGGAUCCAGACGUCCUCCCAGGCCGUCCUUCCGGGGUCAAAGCAGAACAAAUCCCGGGCUGCCAACUCACGGGAUGAGCGCUUCAGAUCUGAUCUCCACACAGAAGCCGUCCAAGCAGCCUUGGCCAAGUACAAAGAGAGAAAGAUGCCCAUGCCCUCCAAGAGACGCUCCGUGUUGGUGCAGUCCUCCGUAGAGGCAUGCACACCCCCAGACACCUCCUCUGCGUCGGAGGACGAGGGCUCGCUGCGGCGCCAGGGACGGCUCCACACCACCUCCACGCCCUACCAGGGUUCCCAAUCCACUGUAGAGCACUGGUUUAACCGCGUCAUCCAGGGCUCGUCCACAUCAUCCUCAGCCUCAUCCACAUCAUCCCACCCGGGAGGGAGGGCCGCCCACGCCGCCGUCGCCAACGCCAAUGCCGCCGUCACGGCCCUGGCAGACCUCAUGGCACACACCCAGCUAGAUAACCACUCGGCCCCCCCGGACGUGACUGGCCUAUCAGAGCGCUCGCUGCACGGCGAGUCUCCCCAGGUGGGCUCCGUCAGAGGGGUCCCCCGGGGCUUCAACCACGCCAGCGCCAUGGAGACCGCAGAUGGUGUCCCUGUCAACAGCAGAGUGUCCUCUAAGAUCCAGCAGCUACUGAACACCCUGAAGAGACCCAAGAGGCCCCCGCUACGGGAGUUCUUUGUGGAUGACUGCGAGGAGCUCCUGGACGUCCAGCAGCCGGACCCCAACCAGCCGCGGGCAGAGGGGCAACAGAUGAGCCCCCUGGGCGGGGACCCCCUGGGGGUGGGGACCAACUGGCCACCCUCCUUGCCUGCGGCCCUCCAUCGCUGGGGCACCACCCAGCCCAAGAGCCCCUGCCUCACGGCUCUGGACAACGCUGGAAAGCCUGUCUACACCCUCACCUAUGGUAAACUUUGGACCCGGAGUGUGAAGCUGGCCUACACCCUUCUGAAUAAGCUGAGCACGAGGAACGAACCCCUGCUGAUGCCUGGGGACCGGGUUGCUCUGGUGUUCCCCAACAAUGAUCCUGUGAUGUUCAUGGUAGCAUUCUAUGGCUGCCUGCUAGCAGAACUGGUGCCUGUGCCUAUUGAGGUGCCUCUCACACGCAAGGACGCAGGAAGUCAACAGAUCGGCUUCCUGUUGGGGAGCUGUGGCGUGACGUUGGCACUGACCACGGACGCCUGUCAGAAAGGACUGCCCAAAGCUCAGACAGGGGAGGUGGCCACCUUCAAAGGCUGGCCACGGCUGCUCUGGUUUGUAACAGACGGUAAACAUGUUGUGAAGCCCCCUAAAGACUGGCACCCUCUGAUACGAGAAGCAAGCGACGACAUCGCUUAUAUAGAGUACAAGACCAGUAAGGAGGGCAGCACCAUGGGCAUCACUGUGUCUCACUCAGCCAUGCUGGCUCACUGCCACGCCCUCACACAGGCCUGUGGCUAUACUGAAGCUGAAACCAUCACCAAUGUCCUGGACUUCAAGAGAGACUCAGGGCUGUGGCACGGAGUUCUCACUAGUGUGAUGAACCGGAUGCACGUGAUCAGCAUCCCCUACUCCCUGAUGAAAGUCAACCCUCUUUCCUGGAUCCAGAAAGUUCACAUGUACAAAGCACGAGUGGCGGUGGUGAAGUCCAGGGACAUGCACUGGUCCCUGCUGGCCCAGAGAGAUCAGAGAGACGUCAGCCUCAGUUCUCUCAGGAUGCUUAUUGUGGCCGACGGAGCCAAUCCCUGGUCAAUAUCCUCCUGCGACGCCUUCCUCAACGUGUUUCAGGCCCGGGGGCUUCGUCCUGAGGUGAUCUGCCCAUGCGCCAGCUCUGCUGAGGCUAUGACUGUCGCCCUCCGCAGACCCCCAGAGAUGGGUGUGCCCCCCCCAGGGAAGGCAGUUCUGUCCAUGGGGGGGCUGAGCCACAGUGUGAUCCGGGUGGACACUGAGGAAAAGCUGUCUGUGCUUAGCGUGCAGGACGUGGGCCAGGUCAUGCCUGGAGCCAUGGUGUGUGUGGUGCGUCUGGAGGGCACCCCGUACCUCUGCCAGACGGACGAGGUGGGGGAGAUCUGUGUGAGCUCAGCCAGCACUGGUGUGGCCUACUACGGCCUGCCUGGCAUGACCAAGAACAUCUUUGAGACCAUCCCAGUGACUCUAUCAGGAGCUCCUAUCAGUGAUCGUCCAUUCACCAGGACUUCUCUUCUGGGCUUCAUAGGACCGGAUGACCUGGUGUUUGUCGUGGGUAAAAUGGAUGGCUUGAUGGUGGUCAGUGGGCGGAGACACAACGCUGAUGACGUGGUUGCCACGGCGCUGGCGGUGGAGCCCAUGAAGUUUGUCUACAGGGGGAGGAUAGCGGUGUUCUCUGUGUCUGUGCUCCAUGAUGAGAGGAUUGUGGUGGUGGCAGAGCAGAGGCCUGAUGCCUCUGAGGAGGACAGCUUCCAGUGGAUGAGCCGUGUUCUCCAGGCAAUAGACAGCAUCCACCAGGUGGGUCUGUACUGCCUGGCCCUAGUGCCUGCCAACACGCUCCCCAAAGCCCCACUGGGGGGCAUCCACAUCUCGGAGACCAAGCAACGCUUCCUGGAGGGGGCGCUGCACCCCUGCAAUGUCCUCAUGUGCCCUCACACCUGUGUCACCAACCUGCCCAAGCCCCGGCAGAAACAGCCAGAGGUGGGUCCUGCUUCUAUGAUAGUGGGCAACCUGGUGGCAGGCAAGAGGAUCGCCCAGGCCUGUGGCAGAGACGUGUCCCAACUGGAGGACAAUGACCAGUUCCUGUACAUGCAGGAUGUGUUACAAUGGAGGGCCCAGGCCACGCCAGACCACCCUCUCUUCCUGGUGCUCAACGCCAAGGGCGCAGUGGCAAGCACAGCUUCCUGUCUGCAGCUGCACAAGCGGGCAGAGCGCGUUGCCGUGGCGCUGAUGGAGAAAGGCCGUCUCAACACGGGAGACCACGUGGCGCUGGUCUACCCUCCUGGCAUCGACUUGAUCGCCACCUUCUAUGGGUGUCUAUAUGCUGGCUGUGUGCCAGUCACUGUCCGACCCCCUCACCCCCAGAACCUGGCGACCACCCUGCCCACCGUCAAGAUGAUCGUUGAGGUCAGUAAGUCUGUGUGCAUCCUGACCACUCAAACAAUAAUGAAGCUCCUGAGAUCCAAAGAAGCAGCAGCUGCUGUGGAUGUAAAGAGCUGGCCCAUGGUGCUGGACACAGACGACCUCCCUAGGAAGAAAAGCCCCCAGAUCUACAAGCCCCCCACCCCUGAGAUGUUGGCCUACCUGGACUUCAGCGUGUCCACUACAGGCAUCCUGGCAGGGGUCAAGAUGUCCCAUGCUGCUACCAGUGCCUUAUGUCGCUCCAUCAAGCUGCAAUGUGAGCUCUACCCCUCACGGCAGAUCGCCAUCUGCCUGGACCCCUACUGUGGCCUGGGCUUCGCUCUCUGGUGCCUGUGCAGUGUGUACUCGGGCCACCAGUCCAUCCUGGUUCCUCCUCUGGAGCUGGAGAGUAGCGUGUCUCUGUGGCUGUCUGCCGUCAGCCAAUACAAGGUCCGCGUCACCUUCUGUUCCUACUCAGUCAUGGAGAUGUGCACCAAGGGGCUGGGCUCUCAGACAGAGGCUCUACGGCUGCGUAACGUGAACUUGUCAUGUGUGCGCACGUGCAUGGUGGUGGCAGAAGAGCGGCCACGCAUCGCCCUCACCCAGUCCUUCUCCAAGAUCUUCAAAGACCUGGGCCUGUCGCCACGUGCCGUCAGCUCCACUUUCGGCUGCAGGGUCAACGUGGCUGUAUGUCUGCAGGGCACAGCAGGACCAGACCCCACUACAGUCUACCUGGACAUGAGAGCGCUGCGACACGACAGGGUGAGGUUGGUGGAGAGAGGGUCACCACACAGCUUGCCUCUGAUGGAGUCUGGCAAGAUUCUGCCUGGGGUAAAAGUCAUCAUCGCCAACACCGAAACCAAAGGCCCGCUGGGAGACUCCCACUUAGGAGAGAUAUGGGUAAGCAGCCCCCACAAUGCUACAGGCUACUACACGGUAUAUGGAGAGGAGGCGCUACAUGCAGACCAUUUCAGCACCAAGCUCAGCUUCGGAGAUACCCAGACCGUUUGGGCCCGGACCGGCUACCUGGGUUUCUUGCGCCGCACGGAGCUCACAGACGCCAGCGGAGAGCGCCAUGAUGCCCUGUACGUGGUGGGAUCCUUGGAUGAGACCCUGGAGCUGAGAGGGAUGAGGUAUCAUCCAAUUGACAUUGAGACCUCUGUCAUCCGCUCACACAAAAGCAUUGCUGAAUGUGCUGUGUUCACCUGGACCAACCUACUGGUGGUGGUGGUGGAGCUGGAGGGCUCCGAGCAGGAGGCCCUGGACCUAGUGGCCCUGGUCACCAAUGUGGUCCUGGAGGAGCAUUACCUGAUCGUGGGCGUAGUGGUGGUGGUCGACCCUGGGGUCAUCCCCAUCAACUCACGUGGGGAGAAGCAGCGCAUGCACCUGAGGGAUGGCUUCCUGGCUGACCAGCUGGACCCCAUCUACGUAGCCUAUAACAUGUAGACAAACUUGGGGUGGCCAAAGAGGUGGGAAGGCCUCUUUGUGCGGAUGCAGCUCAGCUGCGUGAGAACAGAGGAAGGAACAGUACUGUCUGUCUCAGUGCGGCUGACAAACUUUCUUUGGUGCGGGCGGACAACUCACUUGAAGAAAACAGAGAGAACGUGGGAAGAGGAAAAAAGGAUGGGGAAAAAAACAACCUGGGAUAUAAGCAACUGAAUUAACCCUCAGUGUUUGUGUUUCACUUUUGCUUUGAGGGCAGAACUCCCACUGUUUGUUCUAGUCUGUGCAUUCAUUUCUUAAUUAGGAACAAUGCAGGUUGUUGCAUACCUGGCUUUAUUAUAGGUUCCUUUUCAGUUCUGCCACCUUAAUGUCAGCUGCAGUAGCCAUUCACUUGUGCCAUAAACCACUCAUCGAGUUUCUAAAUUCUUUUCAAAAUGUACUUUCAAGUAUGGAUCAUUCAUUUACUGUUUUUAUUUAAAUGCAAAAAAUGCAAUAUGAUAGAAACUUUGUUGCAUUAAAUUACUUGUGAUGUUGACAUGAUUAUUUUUAACUCAUAAGGUGACAAGGAACAUAAUCAUGAUUUAGCAUUAGCAACUUGCCAAAUGUUUUAAAUUAAGCCUUAAAUAUUUCCAGAUGCCUAUUCCUAGGUCAGCUGUUUAAACUUGAUGUAGGUUUGUGAAGAGGUGAAGAUGGACAUUACAUUAUUUCAUGAUAGCAAACAAAGUACUUCUGGCAUAAUUAUAUACAUUUAGGUGAUCUGAUUAUCUUUUAAAUACAUGCUUCUUACAAACCUAAGUUCCGGUGUCUCUUAUGUAGUUUCACACUCUCACUCCAGUAAUUGUGUCUGUGACCAUCUCCACCUGGAACUACUGCACUGCAUAAGCAGUAACAAACAGGAGCACUUAGUAACUAUGAGGGCAAGUGUCUCACCUAACAUUAGCCAGAUAAGAGCUAAUGGUUUUGAGAUUUUAUUCAACUGCAUGUACUGUAUGAAGCUAAGUUAGGCUUACCCCAUUCAACAUACCACAAAUUGUACAGACCACUUGUGAAUGGUUUAUUUCUUUUAUAUGUGCACACCUGUUUGGAAACAGGCAGCAAGCCUGCUGUAAUUAUGUACAGGUUUUGUGUAAGUUAUUUCUGUGUCAGGUUGACUGUUCAACCUGAUACUUAUGAACAAGACUGAAACUGGUGAAACUUAUCCCCAUUUCCCCCUGAAUAACAUGAGUUUUAAAUGGUUUCUCUUGUAGGAAGACAAUAACUACAAGAGCCUUGUAAACAUUUUGUAUUGUAUAGACACUGGGGACUGGCUACUUGAGAGAUGACACGAAAGCACACGCUUCUUCAGUUAUAGUGACAGAUGUGAGAGCGCUCAUCCUCAAGACAUCAAGGAUGUGGUUUGGCAAAUAUUCUGGCAAAUAGAUGUUGCAUUGUCUGAUACGGUUUGUUGUCAUUAUUUUCAUAACAUGGUUUCUAAUAUAAAUUAAAUAAAUACAGUGCUUUAUUCAA
Messenger RNA from Hypomesus transpacificus, 6374 nucleotides. RefSeq names its product disco-interacting protein 2 homolog A (gene dip2a). The record is from RefSeq and is a predicted model, not a curated record. NCBI's taxonomy places the organism in Eukaryota, Metazoa, Chordata, Actinopteri, Osmeriformes, Osmeridae. Gene Ontology annotation, cellular component: cell surface.